GAUAAGUAGCAGAUUGUCGCGUCCGUCCUCAAGAUAAUGUCUGAUAGUAAAUUAUCUCCAAAAUUGAAUUGACAGAUUAAAUAACAGUAGUAUCUUAGGGGUUGUUUCAUCACUUAUCGGCGUAAUUCGGAGCUGACAGGAUGCGGCAAUUGGCUUUGCUGUUGGGAGUUUUACUAACUUUGACCGCAGCAUCCGGCCAAAGAAGAUUCCCGGCGGAUUUCAAAUUUGGCGUCGGAACCUCGGCUUACCAGAUUGAAGGAGCAUGGAAUGAAGAUGGCAAGGGCGAGUCCAUCUGGGACCAUCUGGUUCACAACUAUCCGGAAAAGAUUGCUGACCGAUCCAAUGCAGAUGUUGCCUGCAACAGUUAUCAUAAUUGGCAACGUGAUGUUGAAAUGGUACGGGAGCUGGGCGUAGACAUGUACCGAUUUUCGAUCGCCUGGACAAGAAUCAUGCCGUCCGGUUUCAGCCACGAAAUCAAUCAGGCUGGUAUCGAUUACUACAACAAUCUGAUCAAUGAACUUUUGAAGUACGGAAUCGAGCCGAUGGUCACGAUGUAUCAUUGGGACCUUCCUCAGCGACUGCAGGAAAUUGGUGGCUGGACCAAUCGGGAGAUCAUAGAUCACUAUGUUGAGUACGCUAGAAUUUUGUUUGAAAAUUACGGUGAUCGAGUCAAGACUUGGACCACUUUUAAUGAACCUCAACAAACUUGUCUACCCUCUUACGAAUAUGACGGAAUGGCUCCGGGAUACAAUUUUCCAGCUGUUCCCAGCUUUUUGUGUACCCAUAACUUGUUGCUUUCUCACGCCGAAGCCGUUCAUCUGUAUCGGACUCAGUAUCAACCUGCUCAGAAAGGUGUAAUCGGAAUGGUCUUCGAUGCCUCUUGGUCAUAUCCUAAUAGCGAUUCAGAAGAUGAUCAAGAAGCUUCGAAAACUUCAAUGAGGUUUUACUUGGGAUGGUACGCAAAUCCCGUAUUCCACGGAAACUACCAUCAAUGGAUGAUUGAUCGGGUUGACGAAAACAGUCGGAAGGAAGGUUUCAGUACUUCACGUUUGCCCAAAUUUACUGCUGAGGAAAUGGUCAAGUUGAAAGGAUCAACCGACUAUUUCGGUCUUAACACCUACACGUCCUACAUCGUGUACAAAAACACCGAUCCACAAAGCUUUCCGAAGCCAUCGUUCGUGAACGACGUGAACAUCCAUAGCUAUCAGGAUCCUUCUUGGGGUGAAUCUGGCUCCGGAUGGCUUCGAGUGCAUCCGGAAGGAAUGUACCAUCUGUUGAACUGGAUUCGUACCGAAUACAACAAUCCGGUUAUCUACGUUACCGAGAACGGAGUCAGCGACCGAGGUGGAACUAGAGAUGUGGCCCGUGUUAAAUACUACAACGAUUAUCUGAAUGCCGUUCUGGAUGCCAUGGAGGAUGGCUGUAAUGUACAGGGCUACGUUGCUUGGAGUCUGAUGGAUAAUUUUGAGUGGAGAGCUGGGUUGACGGAGCGAUUUGGAUUGUAUUACAUUGACUAUACGGAUCCAGCGCGAACUAGAAUUGCCAAAAGCUCGGCUAGAUCCUAUGCCAACAUUAUCAAGACACGAAUGAUUGAUCCGGAUUUUAUGCCGGAACCGGAAGUGUUUAUUCCCGACAAUUGAAAUGUUAUGAAAAAUAUAUAAUCAUUGCACCUUUCGAUUAUUUUUAUUGGUUUAUUAAAUUUGGCUUACAGACUGUGAGUUAAGAUCUAGUACAAAAUUUGUUGUUAGUUUUCGUGACGACUAUUGCUUCUCGGAAACGGAACACUUUUUCUGCCUCGGAACUGACAACGGUCAAAACAAAUAAAUAAAAAUAUAAUUUUCAGUUCUGAAUGUCUGAUUGAUUAAAAUUUAUUUAAUAGAUACAACCCACAACAACAUUUCACUGUUGUCUUAUCGAAUACAAAAAAAAUCACAGAAAAUCCGCCUUUACAGAA
This is a messenger RNA of Uranotaenia lowii, 1954 nucleotides long. RefSeq names its product myrosinase 1-like. The transcript is spliced from 4 exons. Gene Ontology annotation, molecular function: beta-glucosidase activity. The coding region runs from base 141 to 1640 and encodes 499 amino acids. Lineage: Eukaryota; Metazoa; Arthropoda; Insecta; Diptera; Culicidae. The record is from RefSeq and is a predicted model, not a curated record. Gene Ontology annotation, biological process: carbohydrate metabolic process.